UAACUGCCAGCACAGUAAAUACUUCUAUGACAUGCCCUGUGUGGGACAUAAUCAGAGAGGUACGCUCAAAGUGUCCAGGUAAGUAAGGGUUAAAGUAGCCUCCUCAAACACAAAAAAACACCCUCCACCCAUGUGAUUUAUUUGGUUUUUCUUCAGUUGUGAAACAUUUGUUACGACAUGUAGAUUAACUGGAAGGCACCAAUGACACAAAUCUCCCAGGGGCAGCUCUAUGUCUUCCUCUUAAUAAAAGGAAAUGUUUAAUUUCAUUCUGUGUUUCUGCUUUCAGUAAUGGCGGCUGCUGAUCUGAGGGAUGAACUGACCUGCUCUGUCUGCCAGGACAUUUACACUGAUCCUGUAUCCCUGCCCUGUGGCCAUAACUUCUGCCAGGGCUGCAUUAGGAGAACAUGGGAAUGGCAGGAGAGUAUAGAGGAAGAUCCUUCCUGCCCUGAAUGCAGACAGAAAUACAGGAAAAAACCUGAACUACAGAGGAACAGAAGUCUGUGUAACAUAGCAGAGCGAUUCCUUUCUACUCACCCAGAACAUAAUGGGACUGGGAUCUUCUGCACUUACUGUGUCCAUUCCCAUGUACCUGCUGCUAAAUCCUGUCUCCUGUGUGAGGCUUCUCUGUGUAAUACCCACGUGAGAGUGCACAGCAAGUCAGCAGAACACGUCUUAAUUGAGCCCACCACUUCCAUGGGGAACAGAAAAUGCUCUGCACACAAAGAGCUCCUAAAGUAUUACUGUUGUGAGGAUGGUGCCUGUAUCUGUGCCUCCUGUUGCCUGGCCGGAGAGCACAGGAGCCACAGGGUGGAGCUGCUGAAUGAGGCCUCUGAAAAGAAGAAGGAGAAACUGAGGAAUGUUCUGGAGAAACUGAGCCCAGAGACAGAUGAGACUGAGAGAGGAGCCCAGAGACUGCAGGAACACAGGAGAGAAGUGGAAAAAAAAGCAGCCAGUGAGACCGAGAGAGUCACUGUCCUGUUUAGGGACAUUAGGGAACACCUGGAAACCCUAGAGAAGCGACUCCUGAUAAACAUCACCAGGCAGAAAGAGGAGCUUUCCCUCCAACUCACCAAUCUGAUCCUUGAGCUGGACAUAAAGAAGGACGAGUUGUUCAGGAAGAUCCAUCAAAUUGAGGAGCUGUGCAACAUGGCAGAUCCACUCACUGUCCUACAGGAAUCAGAUGGAGCUGUAUUUUGUGUGGCUGAGGGGGCAGAUAAGGAGGGCAGAGAGAGUGAUGAUAUAAAGGUUCCUGCUGUAGGGGAUCUGGAGGUGGAUCUGAUCUCAGAGACAUUACUCACAGGCUUAGCUGGGAUUGUGACUGGGGUAAAGGAAAGCAUCUCUAGGCACAGUGUUUCUGGUAUAUUAAAUGUUGAAAUCCUGCAUAGUGAUGAUAAAAACACAUCUAUAGAGGGUAAAGAUUCCAAGUACCCCAUCUCUUGUAAUCAAGCUCCAGACCAUACUCCUUCCCUUCUGUGUGGACAGAAGACUACAGACCUGGAACUGGAUAUAAAUACAGCUGCUAACAAUAUAUCUGUAUCCGAGGACAGGAAAUCUGCCUUUUACUCACUCCAAGACCAAUGUCGCCCACAGGCCCCAGAAAGAUUUAAAUAUUAUCAAGUCUUAAGCGAAAAAAGUUUUCAUUUGGGGCAGCAUUACUGGGAAGUGGAGGGCAGUAAAACAGGAGACUGGAGAGUCGGGGUUGCCUAUGCCAGUAUAGAGAGGGAUGGGGUACAGUUUCACCUUGGGGAUAAUAGUAAAUCCUGGUGUUUAUGCAAAGAGAAUAAUAAUUACACAGUGAGACAUGACAAGAAAGAAACCAGUUUACCCCAUGUUUUCUGCAGGAAAAUCGGAAUCUCACUGGACUAUGAGGCCGGGUGUCUGUCCUUUUAUGAGCUGAGUGAGCCUAUCAGACACUUACACACCUUCACUGCCAAAUUCACUGAGCCCCUUCAUGCUGCAUUCUGGGUGGGACGCUGGGGUGAAACCUGGGUGACAAUCGUUAAUUCUUUAUUGAAUAACAAAGGUUUAACUACAUAAAUCGUGAGCUUACAAAUUUUGGCCAAAGCGUGGUACUAACCAUGUGGUUCCAUAAUUUUUUGUAAUCAUUAUUUUAAAGGCAAACUGUGAGCUGUUUCUGUGUACAAAUAAUGACUUUUUAAUAUUUCUAGCAGGUCAAUGUUAGACCGAGUGCUGACUCAAUGAUGUUUCUAGCAGCUGAUCAAUACCAUAGUGUGGGUUAGACCGAGCGUUGGCAAUUUGUUUUCUGCGUUAAUAAAUAAAUUUAAAUAUGUUGAACCUUGUUGCACAGAAUUCUUUUUAUCGAAAGCCCAAGACUGUGCUUUCUAUUACCCAAGUGCACAGUGCAACAAGUACAAAGUGCAGGUGCAUCCAUGAGUCCAACCAUAAAGCAUGGACAUCAAAAUACUCCGGAGCCCCAGGCCAAAAGGCUGUGAAAGCAUCCAGUCUUUGGGAUCACCUGUGCCAAAUCUAGGGUAAGCCCCUUAGUCUCCGAACCUCCUGGCACAAAAGGCAUAGGCAGAGGGCAAGGGUCUUCCGGCUCUCCUUCGCCUCACGGCUUGGGAGAGUACCUUUAAUCCUGGGUUCUGCCGAAGCUUCCCCCAGGGCACCAAGAAACCUGGGGCAGAGCCCAACCUUGUUGAACAGAAUUAUUGCAAUUGGUCCUUACUUUAGGACUUUAGGACUGCCUGCAAUCCAACCUGCUUUGCUGCUCAUGCACCUUUCUGUGUUGUUUGCAAGUCCUUCAUACAAUUGAUUAUUAAAGGAACAGUAACACCAAAAAAUGUAAGUCUUUUAAAGUAACAAAACUAUAAUGUACUGUUGCCCUGAA
Messenger RNA from Xenopus laevis (African clawed frog), 2848 nucleotides. RefSeq names its product E3 ubiquitin/ISG15 ligase TRIM25. Lineage: Eukaryota; Metazoa; Chordata; Amphibia; Anura; Pipidae. The transcript has a single exon. The coding region runs from base 289 to 2037 and encodes 582 amino acids. The record is from RefSeq and is a predicted model, not a curated record.